Molecule: messenger RNA, 5266 nt
Organism: Budorcas taxicolor (takin)
Lineage: Eukaryota; Metazoa; Chordata; Mammalia; Artiodactyla; Bovidae
Product: scavenger receptor cysteine-rich type 1 protein M130-like
Exons: 25
Coding region: 65-5266 (1733 amino acids)
Cellular component (GO): membrane
Source: RefSeq, a predicted model, not a curated record
UCUUCUUCAAGGGACCACUCCAAGGGAAUAAUACAAGAAGAUUGAAGCAUCAUAAAAGUUUGGAAUGGACAAACUCAGAAUGGUGCUACAUGACAGCUCUGGAUCUGCUGGCUUUAAAAGGUGUUCUGUCCACUUCGGUGCCUUCACUCUUGCUGUGGUCUCAGUUCUCUGUGCCUGUUUGGUCACCAGUGCUCUUGGGGGAACAAACAAGGAGCUGAGGCUGGCGGCUGGUAAAAAGUGUUCUGGGAGAGUGGAGGUGAAAGUCCAGGAAGAGUGGGGAACUGUGUGCAACAACGGCUGGGACUUGGCGGCCGUCUCCGUCGUUUGUAAGCAGCUGGGGUGUCCGACUGUCAUCACAGCCACAGGAUGGACCAAUUCCAGUGCAGGCACUGGGCGCAUUUGGAUGGAUCAUGUGUCUUGUCGAGGCAAUGAAUCAGCUCUCUGGGAUUGCAAACAUGAAGGGUGGGGAAAGCAUAACUGUACUCACCAACAGGAUGUAGGAGUCACCUGCUCAGAUGGAUCUGAUUUGGAGAUGAGGCUGAUGAAUGGAGGAAACCGGUGCUCAGGAAGAAUAGAGAUCAAAUUCCAGGGCCAGUGGGGAACAGUGUGUGAUGAUAACUUCAACUUGAAUCAUGCUUCUGUGGUUUGUAAACAGCUUGGAUGUGGAAGUGCUAUCAGUUUCUCUGGCUCAGCUAAUUUUGGAGAAGGGUCUGGGCCAAUCUGGUUUGAUGAUCUGGUUUGCCAUGGAAAUGAGUCAGCUCUCUGGAACUGCAGACACGAAGGAUGGGGAAAGCACAACUGUGAUCACGCUGAAGAUGCUGGAGUGAUUUGCUUAGAGGGAGCUGACCUGAGCCUGAGAGUGGUAGAUGGAGUCACCAAGUGUUCAGGAAGAUUAGAAGUGAGAUUCCAAGGAGAAUGGGGGACAGUGUGUGACGAUGGCUGGGACAGUGACGAUGCUGCUGUAGCAUGUCAGCAAUUGGGAUGUCCGACUGCCAUCACUGCCAUCGGUAGAGUCAAUGCCAGUGAGGGAACUGGACACAUUUGGCUUGACAGUGUUUCCUGCCAAGGACAUGAAUCUGCUAUCUGGCAGUGCAGACAUCACGAAUGGGGAAAGCAUUACUGCAAUCAUAACGAAGACGCUGGUGUGACCUGUUCUGAUGGAUCAGAUCUCGAACUGAGACUCAAAGGUGGAGGUAGCCGCUGUGCUGGGACAGUGGAGGUGGAAAUUCAGAAAUUGACAGGGAAAGUGUGUGACAGAGGCUGGGGACUGAAAGAAGCUGAUGUGGUUUGCAAGCAACUGGGAUGUGGAUCUGCACUCAAAACAUCCUAUCAAGUUUAUUCCAAAGUUCCGGCAACAAACACAUGGCUGUUUUUAAGCAACUGCAAAGGAAAUGAAACUUCUAUCUGGGACUGCAAGAACUGGCAAUGGGGUGGGCUUAGUUGUGAACACUAUGAUGAAGCCAAAGUUACUUGCUCAGCCCACAGGGAACCCAGACUAGUCGGAGGGGACAUUCCCUGCUCCGGUCGUGUUGAAGUGAAGCAUGGCGACACUUGGGGCACCAUCUGUGAUUCUGACUUCUCUCUGGAAUCGGCCAACGUGCUCUGCAGAGAAUUAGAGUGUGGCAGCGUUGUUUCCAUCCUGGGGGGAGCUCACUUUGGAGAAGGAAAUGGACAGAUCUGGGCUGAAGAAUUCCAGUGUGAGGGCAAUGAGUCCCAUCUUUCACUCUGCCCUGUUGCACCCCGCCCAGAUGGGACAUGUAGCCACAGCAAGGACAUUGGAGUAGUCUGCUCAAGAUACACAGAAGUUCGCUUGGUGGGUGGAAAUACCCCGUGUGAAGGAAGAGUGGAGGUCAAGAUUCUUGGGACCUGGGGACGUCUCUGCAACUCUCACUGGGACAUGGAAGAUGCUCACGUUUUGUGCCAGCAGCUUAAAUGUGGAGUUGCUGCUUCUAUCCCAGGAAGAGCACCUUUUGGGAAAGGCAGUGGGCAGCUCUGGAGACACAUGUUCCACUGCACUGGGACAGAACAGCACAUGGGUGAUUGUCCUGUAACUGCUCUGGGUGCAUCGCUGUGUCCUGAAGGGCAAGUGGCCUCUGUAAUCUGCUCAGGAAAUCGGAGUCAGACACUAUAUCCAUGCAAUUCAUCUUCUUCGGAUCCGAAAAGCUCCGUUGUUUUGGAAGAAAAUGGUGUUCCUUGCAUAGGGAGUGGACAGCUCCGCCUGGUAAAUGGAGGUGGGCGUUGUGCCGGGAGAAUAGAGGUCUAUCAUGAGGGCUCCUGGGGCACCAUCUGUGAUGACAGCUGGGACCUGGAUGAUGCCCACGUGGUGUGCAGGCAGCUGGGCUGCGGUGUGGCCAUUAAUGCCACGGGUUCUGCUCAUUUUGGGGAAGGAUCAGGGCCCAUCUGGCUGGAUGAGGUGAACUGUAAUGGAAAAGAAUCUCGCAUUUCUCAGUGCCGUUCCCAUGGCUGGGGGCGGCAGAACUGCAGGCAUAAGGAGGAUGCAGGAGUUAUCUGCUCAGAGUUCAUGUCUCUCAGACUCAUCAGUGACACCAGCAGCGAGACCUGUGCAGGGCGCCUGGAAGUUUUUUACAGUGGAGCUUGGGGCAGCGUGGGAAAGAGUGACAUGUCUGCAACCACAAUAGGGGUGGUAUGCAGGCAGCUCGGCUGUGCGGACAAAGGGAGUAUCAGACCAGCACCUUCAGACAAGGUGGAGCACAGGUACAUGUGGGUGGACAAUGUCCAGUGUCCUAAGGGACCUGAAACCUUAUGGCAGUGCCCAUCAUCUCCAUGGAAGAGGAGACUGGCCAGCCCCUCAGAGGAGACCUGGAUCACAUGUGCUGGCAGCAGACAGCUCCGCCUGGUGGACGGGGGCGGUCCCUGCGCCGGGAGAGUGGAGAUCCUUCACCAGGCCUCCUGGGGCACCAUCUGUGGAUUUGUGCGUCUGGCUGGAGGGGAUGGGCCCUGCUCAGGGCGAGUAGAAGUGCAUUCUGGAGAAGCCUGGACCCCAGUCUCUGAUGGAAACUUCACACGCCCCACUGCUCAGGUCAUCUGUGCAGAGCUGGGUUGUGGGAAGGCUGUGUCUGUCCUGGGACAAGUACCCUUCAGAGAGUCCGAUGGCCGGGUCUGGGCUGAAGAGUUCAGGUGUGAGGGGGAGGAGCCUAAGCUCUGGUGGUGCCCCAGAGUGCCCUGUCCAGGGGGCACUUGUCACCACAGUGGAGCUGUUCAGGUUGCCUGUUCAGUGUACACAGACAUCCGGCUUAUGAAAAAUGGUACCUCUAAUUGUGAGGGGCAGGUGGAGAUGAAUAUUUCUGGACGAUGGAGAGCAUUCUGUGCCUCCCACUGGAGUCUGGCCAAUGCCAAUGUUGUCUGUCGUCAGCUCGGCUGUGGAGUCGCCAUCUCCACCCCAAAUGGGGCAGAAGGAAGUGAUCAGCUCUGGAAAGCCCGAUUUCACUGCUCAGGGACUGAGUCCUUCCUGUGGAAAUGCCCUAUGACUGCCCUGGGUGUUCCUGACUGUUCCCAUGGCAAUAAGGCCUCUGUGAUCUGCUCAGGAAAUCAGACCCAGGCGCUGCCCCAGUGCAACGAUUCCGUGUCUGAACCAGCAGGGUUUGCAACCUCAGAGGAGAGCGCCCCUUACUGCUCAGACAGCAGACAGCUCCGCCUGGUGGACGGGGGCGGUCCCUGCGCCGGGAGAGUGGAGAUCCUUGACCAGGGCUCCUGGGGCACCAUCUGUGAUGAUGGCUGGGACCUGGACGAUGCCCGCGUGGUGUGCAGGCAGCUGGGCUGUGGAGAAGCCCUCAAUGCCACGGGGUCUGCUCACUUCGGGGCAGGAUCAGGGCCCAUCUGGCUGGACGACCUGAACUGUGCUGGAAAUGAGUCCCAGGUGUGGAGGUGCCCUUCCCGGGGCUGGGGGCGGCACGACUGCAGACACAAGGAGGACGCGGGAGUCAUCUGCUCAGAGUUCCUGGCCCUCAGGAUGGUCAGCAAGGACCAGCAGUGUGCUGGGUGGCUGGAAGUUUUCUACAACGGGACCUGGGGGAGUGUCUGCCACAGCCCCAUGGACGAUGUCACCGUGUCCGUCAUCUGCAGUCAGCUUGGCUGUGGGGACAGUGGAACCCUCAGCUCUUCUGUUGCUCUUAGGGAAGGUUCUAGACCUCGGUGGGUAGAUUUAAUCCAAUGUCGGAAAACAGAUACCUCUCUCUGGCAGUGUCCUUCUGACCCUUGGAAAUACAGUUCAUGCUCUCCAAAGGAGGAAGCCUACAUCUCAUGUGCAGGAAGAAGACCCAAGAGCUGUCCAGCUGCUGCCCCCUGCACAGACAGAGAGAAGCUCCGGCUCAGGGGAGGAGACAGCGAGUGCUCAGGGCGGGUGGAGGUCUGGCACAGCGGCUCCUGGGGCACCGUGUGCGAUGACUCCUGGAGCCUGGCAGAGGCCGAGGUGGUGUGCCAGCAGCUGGGCUGUGGCCAGGCCCUGGAAGCCCUGCAGGCUGCGACGUUUGGCCCUGGAAAUGGGAGCAUCUGGCUGGACGAGGUGCGGUGCGGGGGCCGGGAGUCCUCCCUGUGGGACUGUGCUGCGGAGCCCUGGGGGCAGAGCGACUGCAAGCACGAGGAGGAUGCUGGUGUGAGGUGCUCUGGUGUAAGGACAACAUUGCCCACGACUACAGCAGGGACAAGAACAACCUCAAAUCCUCUCCCUGGUGUCUUCUCCCUGCCUGGGGUCCUCUGCCUCAUCCUGGGAGCCCUUCUCUUCCUGGUCCUCAUCAUCCUGGUGACUCAGCUGCUCAGAUGGAGAGCAGAGCGCAGAGCCUUAUCCAGCCAUGAAGAUGCUCUUGCUGAAGCCGUGUAUGAGGAGCUUGAUGACUUUGUGACUCGGAAAGAGGGUCUUCUUGGUAGUCCAGGCUUCCUGUCAGAUGACACAGUGAUUAAACUGCCGUAUUACACCAGGGACGGUGAGGAGUACAGUGACUACAGAUCUGCACCAGGGGAACCCCCAGAUCAGAGGACUGAUGUCCCUGCUGAAAAUUACGAUGAUGCUGAAGAGGUAUUAGUGCCUGGGCCUCCUCCUGCCUCUCAGAGGAGUGAGGAAAAAGUGUUCCCAGAGGAGAAUGGGGCGAGAUCCCCCCAGAAAGGCUCUUCUCUGAACUUCUCCAGAGAGGUGGCUGAUCCUGGGGAAGGAGAAGAGAGCCCCUGGCUGCUCCAGGGGAAGAAAGGGGACCCUGGGUAUGAUGACGUUGAGCUAAGUGCCUUGGGAACACCUCCAGUAACUUUCCCAUGA